Molecule: messenger RNA, 1053 nt
Organism: Pecten maximus
Lineage: Eukaryota; Metazoa; Mollusca; Bivalvia; Pectinida; Pectinidae
Product: mucin-2-like
Exons: 1
Coding region: 1-1053 (350 amino acids)
Source: RefSeq, a predicted model, not a curated record
AUGUACCAUGCAACCUACUUCAACCCCACAACAUCACGCCUACCUCCACCCCACAACAUCACGCCUACCUCAACCUCACAACAUCACGUCUACCUCAACCCCACAACAUCACACCUACCUCAAUCCCACAACAUCACGUCUACCUCCACCCCACAACAUCACGCCUACCUCAACCCCACAACAUCACGCCUACCUCCACCCCACAACAUCACGCCUACCUCAACCUCACAACAUCACGCCUACCUCAACCCGACAACAUCACGCCUACCUCCACCCCACAACAUCACGCCUACCCCAACCCCACAACAUCACGCCUACCUCAACCUCACAACAUCACGCCUACCUCAACCCCACAACAUCACGCCUACCUCCACCCCACAACAUCACGCCUACCUCCACCCUACAAUAUCACGCCUACCUCCACCUCACAACAUCACGUCUACCUCAACCCCACAACAUCACGCCUACCUCCACCUCAAACAUCAGGCCUACCUCAACCCCACAACAUCACGCCUACCUCCACCCCACAACAUCAGGCCUACCUCCACCCCACAACAUCACGCCUACCUCCACCCCACAACAUCACGCCUACCUCCACCCUACAAUAUCACGCCUACCUCCACCUCACAACAUCACGUCUACCUCAACCCCACAACAUCACGCCUACCUCCACCUCACAACAUCACGCCUACCUCAACCCCACAACAUCACGCCUACCUCCACCCCACAACACCACACCUACCUCAACCCCACAACAUCACGCCUACCUCAACCCCACAACAUCACGCCUACCUCAACCCCACAACAUCACGUCUACCUCCACCACACAGCACAACACCUACCCCGACCCUACAACAGUAUACCUACCUCCACCACACAGCACAACACCUACCUCAACCCUACAACAUUAUACCUACCUCCUCCACCCUACAACACAAUACCCACCUCGUCCUCACAACACCACGCUUGCCUCCAUCCCACAACACCACAACAACCUCCACCCACACAACAGGUUUACGACACAGGGGCCAGAGGAUUUGUUACUGUCUAUGA